Messenger RNA from Metarhizium robertsii ARSEF 23, 471 nucleotides. RefSeq names its product Ribonuclease H-like protein. NCBI's taxonomy places the organism in Eukaryota, Fungi, Ascomycota, Sordariomycetes, Hypocreales, Clavicipitaceae. The record is from RefSeq and is a predicted model, not a curated record. Bases 1 to 471 code for a protein of 156 amino acids. The transcript has a single exon.
AUGGAAAAGAGGCCGCAAAACUCAUCCUACCACAUCAUCACCCGCAACUGUCCUCUAGCGUUUUACGUCGAAGCCCUCACACUCAUCACAACUCGUCCCAGCCAAGUCCAUCACAAAACUCGAGGCCACCUUCGCACAAUGGGAAUCCACGAAAUCUCCUCUGCCGGGUCCGAAACCGACUCCCACACAGGGCAAGGCAGACAAAGCGGCCUCACCGCUGACGCCAACCACGACACAACCACAAGCACCGAAGUAGGAUCUACAAAUGUCCAGGGCGCAUGGUCCGCGUACUCGGCAUCAGCAGUCGUCGUCCAGACAGCACGCUCCGACAACGAAGGUGCUUGUCAGAUUGUCGUCACCAAAGAAAUUGCCGUGUGUCGCGCUAAAGACAUGGGACUGGAGGACAUCCAGGCCGCCAUCACACUAUGCAAUAUGAGUUUGGGCGGCUCCCGACCCGGUGGGACGGCGUGA